Messenger RNA from Caenorhabditis briggsae, 612 nucleotides. Bases 1 to 612 code for a protein of 203 amino acids. The record is from RefSeq and is a predicted model, not a curated record. The transcript is spliced from 4 exons. NCBI's taxonomy places the organism in Eukaryota, Metazoa, Nematoda, Chromadorea, Rhabditida, Rhabditidae.
AUGACUUUGCCCUACUUUGAUCUCGAGACCAGUGUUCAAACCGGAUUUAUCCUCUCUGGACUCACUCUCUAUCCAGCAAUCGACGCAUUCAUUUUGAUGUUUGUGGUCACGGACUACAGGAAAGCUUUUCAGAAUGCUCUGAAGACCUUUUCAUCUCGCGGGAGCCGAUCACACUCACCUCCUAUGAAAGAUCCCAUUGAGCAUAACAAACGCGAUAUUGAGAAAAUGAAUGAGAAUCUCAAAUACUAUGAGAAAUUCGUGAAGAAAAUCUACAUCCUAGGCGCCCACCCACUUUACCAACACUCAUUCGUUGAUUUCUUCUUACAAAAUCUUAUAAAUCGACCGGAGAUUCCGGAAACUCUUCAUAUGAAUCGAUGGGCGGCUGAAAAUGAAAUGAAGAUUGUGAGAAAACGAUUUAGUAUGGUGAAGUGUGAAAACUGUGAGGUAUUCGAAUUAACGUCUGCAUUUCUCUAUGGCGACAAAUAUCUAACUUUUGAUGAAGAAGAAUCAAUAUCAUAUGUCGACAACACCGGUCAUCUAACUUCAGCUGGUCUGAAGCUAUGCAACCCCAUUUUGAGAAAUAUUACUCAAGAACUUAUGAGGACAAUCUGA